AUGGUAACGAAAUUCGAUCCAAAGCUUUACCCGCGUCGAGUCCGAUAUGCAGCCCUCCUGACGGUCAAUGUCUUUGUCUUUAUGGGGAAUAUGUACUCGUCUGGCAUAGCUACAGGGUUCGAGUCACUGGCCAUGGAUCUACACGUCAGCUAUCAGAAGCUUGCCGAUCUCAUAUCAUGGUCCGUCCUCAGCAUGGGCCUUGCCAACCUCUUCUGGAUGCCACUGGCUUUGACCUUUGGCAAGCGGCCCAUAGUGCUUAUCUCCAUGGCAAUGUUUGUGGCGGGGAUCAUCUGGACGGUGGUAGCGCAGGAUUACAACAGUUUGAUGGGUGCUAGAGUGUUCGCCAGUUUUGGAUAUGGCUCGAUCGAAUCAUUGGGUCCCAGUAUUCUUGCCGACUUGUUUCACGAGCGCAACUACUCGAGUGCGAUGGCGAUGUACGCUCUUUUCCUCUCCGCAGGCUCCCAGGUCGGUCCUGUGAUUGCCGGAUACCUUGUUGCGGCCCGCGGCUGGCGCUGGUUCUUCAUCGUGUGUCUGAUCGUGGCGGCCGUCAACAUGGUCACGACCUUCUUCUUCCUUCCAGAAACGAUGUACGAGCCCGAUCCCGAGGAUGAGCAAGAGGAUGAGUUCGAAGAGAAAAACGACACCGUUCACAGCCACAUCGAGAGUCUACCGAGGCUCACACCCCAAUCCCGCGCUCAACAAUUCUCCUACGGCGACUAUUGGAAAGGCCUCUUCCAGGUCGGCCUGUCGACGGAAGCCAAGACGAAAGGGGUGUUCAAGUUCCUGGGGUAUGCAGCCUGGCUGCCGAUACCGAUGUUGCUACUUCCAGGAGUAUUGCUGGCUUCGAUGAUGUAUGGGGUCGUGUUAGGCGCCGUGGUCUCCAUCUCGACCCUCGCCUCCUCCAUCUUCAGCGCCCCGCCCUACCUUUUCUCCUCCGGCGCCCUCGGCCUCUGGACCCUGGGCAGUUUCAUCGGCAUCAUUGUCGUCGCGCCCGUCGCCGGGCCGCUGACCGAUGCGCUGUCUCAGUUCCUCCGCCGCCGCAACAACAACGUCCACAAGCCCGAGCACCGUAUCCCCGCCCUGAUCGUCCCCUUCUGCAUUGCCCCUGUCGGCUUGGUCGUCUUCGGCUACACCACCGCCCACCAGAUGCACUACGCCCUCCCCGCCCUCGGCUCCGCCAUGUGCGCCGCCGGCCUCACCCUCGUCCCUUCGGUGAUGCUCUCCUACGUCGUCGACUCAUACCCGCACGCCAGCGGCGAGGCUCUCGUGCUGGUCAACGUGAGCAAGAACGUCGUGGCCUUCGGGCUGAGCAAAGGGUCUGUGGACUGGAUGAUGCAGCAGGGGCUGGCGAAGAUGUUCUACGAGUUCGCGGCCAUUGAGUGGGCGGUGCUGGCGCUGGGGUUACCGUUGUAUUUUGCUGGACCGUGGAUCCGCAAGCGGACAGCCAAGUAUUUUUGA
Aspergillus homomorphus CBS 101889 is the source of this 1458-nucleotide messenger RNA. Its product is annotated as putative MFS transporter. Gene Ontology annotation, molecular function: transmembrane transporter activity. The record is from RefSeq and is a predicted model, not a curated record. The transcript has 6 exons. Bases 1 to 1458 code for a protein of 485 amino acids. Gene Ontology annotation, biological process: transmembrane transport. NCBI's taxonomy places the organism in Eukaryota, Fungi, Ascomycota, Eurotiomycetes, Eurotiales, Aspergillaceae.